This is a messenger RNA of Actinia tenebrosa (Australian red waratah sea anemone), 676 nucleotides long. RefSeq lists its product as uncharacterized. The record is from RefSeq and is a predicted model, not a curated record. NCBI's taxonomy places the organism in Eukaryota, Metazoa, Cnidaria, Anthozoa, Actiniaria, Actiniidae.
AGCCUUUCUGCUACAAAAUGACCGCUGACCGUGUCAUUGGUGGUCAGGAAAGUCAAGUUACUGUAUCUGGGUGCAUGUCGAACUGCACGACUGAUGGCAAGACGAAAGGAUGUGCUGGAGAGAAAAACUGUUUGCUGACCUGUUGUAGUUAUGACAACUGCAAUGAUGCCAACGUUAAGGACAACUUUCCCAAAUGCUACUUCUGCUCUUCUAAUGUCUCCAUGGAUGAUUGCAAGACCAAGAGUAGCUUGAAGACAUGCAAGCAAGAAGAAGGAGCCCAGUCCUAUUGCUAUACAUCUUUCAACACCAUCACUAAUCCUGUAACUAACGUUACGUCAUUAGAAUACAAAAAGGAUUGUUCGUCAAGUUCUCUAGGAUGCCUCGUCCAAGGAGGAAGUUUUUGCAAGGGAAAAUCGGCUGAUGAAUGUAGUUAUUAUAAGUGCUGUACUGGAAGAGGGUGUAACCACUCCAGCAAAACGCAUGUCAGCGGUAUUUUGAUUUUGGCAUGCGCAAUUUUUAUGCUUUUGCUCUAAGUAAUAAUUUGAACGACAAAAUGUUGUUGGAUAAGCACGCGUAGAUGGAAAAGUUUGUAUUUAGGUCAAUUGCAAUAGUCUGGGCGACAUAUUAUUUGGUAUGUUAGACAAUCAGAUCACUUGGAGGGGGCGGGAAAUGGUGC